AUGUUCAAGUUGGUGGUGUUGUCUUGCUUGGUGUCAGCUGCUUUCGCUGGUUACGCUCCAGUUCAAUACGCAGCUCAAGUGAAAACUAUUGUUGAGCCUUCAUAUUCAAUCAUUGAAAAGCCAUACGUGAAACAUGUCGGCGAUCAAGUUGUAGGGUCAGUUCCAACAGCUCACUCAUAUCAGAGCCAGACCCAAUAUCACAGCAAAUCAGUUGUUGAACCAAUCUACGCUCAUGGAGUUCAAAAAUCAUACAUCUCAACUCCAGUCGUCAAGAAGAUUGUUGAACAAGUCCCAGUCGUCCAUCAAGUCGCCAAGGUCGCUUAUGCUGAACCAAUUGUAGCUAAAGCCGCUUACGUCGAAUCUCCAAUUGCUUACUCAGCUCCACUUGCCUAUGCUGCACCAAAAGCUUAUGCUUCAUAUGCUGCCCCAGCAGCUUAUGCUUCAUACGCCGCGCCAGCAUCUUAUGCUUCAUACGCCGCACCAGCAGCUUAUGCUUCAUAUGCCGCACCAAAAGCUUAUGCUUCAUACGCCGCACCAGCAUCUUAUGCUUCAUACGCCGCACCAGCAGCUUAUGCUUCAUAUGCCGCACCAAAAGCUUAUGCUUCAUAUGCCGCACCAGCAGCUUAUGCUUCAUAUGCCGCACCAGCAGCUUAUGCUUCAUACGCAGCUCCAGCCCAUACAGCACAUGCCUGGUAA
This is a messenger RNA of Clunio marinus, 696 nucleotides long. The record is from the annotation of a GenBank genome assembly. NCBI's taxonomy places the organism in Eukaryota, Metazoa, Arthropoda, Insecta, Diptera, Chironomidae.